AUGACCGACGCUUCCUACCUCGGCCCUUCCGGCCCAGCUCCAGCGCCCUCCGUCUUCUCUCGCGACUCCACCUACACCUCCCUCGCUCCCUCGGUUCGCUCUCACGGCGCCCGCUCCUCUUGGGGUAGCAGCAAAUUGCUCGCAGCCGGUGAGGCUCCCCCCGCAGGGUCAACUCUCCCUAGUGGCGCAGCCGCAGCCCACGCUCCCCGCCAACAGUCCCAGCUCCAGCAUGGUUACACCUCGCCAUACGACGACGAGGCAGUUGGCUCGUACGCCCCAGCAGGCGCCGUCCCCACCGCUCCCGACUACGAGAAGACGCCCGCAUGGGCCACGCAGAACAACCAGCGCAAACGCAAGUCGCGUUGGUGGCUUUGGGCCCUCCUCGCGCUCAUCUGCUUGAUCUGCAUUGGUGUCGGCCUCGGCGUCGGUCUCGGCGUUGGCCUCAACAAGAACAACUCGGGCUCCGACUCGGCCAAGGAGAAGCCAGGUGCCACCGACUCGGUCGGCGUUACCACCGGCACCGAAACCCCUACUGCUACUUCGGCAGCUCCUACUGCAACCCCUGUUCCCACUACAGGCGGCUUUGGUUCGAUCAUCACUCUCGCCGACGGAACCAACAUGACAUAUGAGAACGAGUUUGGCGGCCACUGGUACUGGGACCCUGCCGACCCGUUCAACAACAAUGCCCAGGCCAACUCGUGGACCAAGCCUCUCAACCAGAGCUGGGACUGGGAGAAGGAUAUUAUCUUUGGUGUCAACCUCGGCGGCUGGCUCAACACUGAGCCCUUCAUUGUCCCCGGCCUCUACGAGCGCUACUCGACUGGCCCCGCCGGCACCUCUGUGGACGAGUACACCAUGUCGAUCAACAUGGGUGCUGACCUCGAGAAGGCCAUGACCGAGCACUACGAGACCUUCAUCACCGAGCGCGACUUUAUGGAGAUUACUGCUGCUGGUCUCAACUGGAUCCGUCUCCCGAUCGGCCACUGGGCUGUCCAGAAGGACCCUAGCGAGCCUUACCUUGAGCGUGUUGCUUGGACUUAUGUCCUCAAGGCCCUCGGCUGGGCCCGCAAGUACGGUAUCCGUGUCAACUUUGACCUUCACACUGCCCCCGGCUCGCAGAACGGUUGGAACCACUCUGGCAAGAUUGGAACAGUCAACUGGAUGAAGGGCCCCAUGGGUCUCGCCAACGCCCAGCGCACCCUCGAGAUCAUCCGCAGCAUCGCCCAGUUUAUCUCGACUGACGAGUGGAAGGAUGUUGUUCCUAUGUUCUGCCUCCUCAACGAACCCAACGGUGCUGCCAUCGACAACUCGAACGCCAAGGGCCAGGUCGGCACCUUUGUUCUCGAGGCCUACAGGACUAUCCGUGCUGUUACUGGUUUCGGCGAGGGCAAGGGUCCCAUGAUCGCCAUGCACGAUGCCUUCCUCGGCGUCCAGAACUGGUUCGACUUCCUUCGCGGUGCCGACCGUCUUGCCAUGGACCAGCACCAGUACCUCGUCUUCCAGCCCCAGCUUACUGGCUCCAUCUCGUCGUUCCAGAACCAGCCUUGCCAGGCUUGGGCUGAGCGCACCAACGAGACCUCGAUCCGCUUUGGCGCCAACAACGCCGGCGAGUGGUCGGCCGCCAUCAACGAUUGUGGCCAGUGGCUCAACGGUGUCGGCCUUGGCUCGCGCUACGACGGCACCUUUGCCGGCUUUGCCGACCGCCGCAUCGGCUCGUGUGCUUACUGGGAGGACUACACUCAGUGGGACCAGGCUACCAAGGACGGUCUCCGCGAGUGGGUUGCCUCGUCCAUGGACGCGUUCCAGAACUUCUUCUUCUGGACUUGGCGCAUCGGAAACGCCACGACCACUGUCCCAUCUCCCAACCCCAUGUGGCACUACCGUCUCGGCUGGAAGGAGGGCUGGAUCCCCGCCGACCCCCGCUCGGUCGCUGGUACCUGCCGUCGUGCAGGCGUCUCGGGUCAGCAGUACUCGGGCACCUUCUCCGACCCUUGGAUGGCUGGCAAGGGCCAGAUCCAGCCAGAGCUCCCCGCCGCCCAGACUGCUUCGUACGCUUGGCCCCCAGCCCAGUUCACCGACAUCUCCCCCGCUCAGAUGAACCAGAUCCCUCAGUACACCAAGACUGGCACGCCCAUCACCCUGCCCGUCCCCACCUACACCAACCCCGCCAAGCCUGAGGAGACGAUCAACGCCGGCACCGGAUGGGCCAACCCCAACGACGGCCUUGGGCAGGCAUACGUCAAGGUCGCCAACUGCGAGUACCCCGCCAUUUACGACCCCCAGGGCGGCACUGGUCCCGGCCAGUGCGGUGCUGGCGGCGGUGGUGGUGCUCCCUCGGCCCGCGGCUACCCUCCGCGCGUGUAA
Cutaneotrichosporon oleaginosum is the source of this 2364-nucleotide messenger RNA. RefSeq lists its product as uncharacterized. The record is from RefSeq and is a predicted model, not a curated record. Gene Ontology annotation, biological process: glucan catabolic process. Lineage: Eukaryota; Fungi; Basidiomycota; Tremellomycetes; Trichosporonales; Trichosporonaceae. Gene Ontology annotation, molecular function: beta-glucosidase activity. Gene Ontology annotation, cellular component: extracellular region; cell surface.